CUUUUGGCAGUUACCAAUUCAACUACCGCAUCACAUUUACAAAUAAAACUCAAAAUCCAAACACCACCGCCACACACCACCUUGUCUAUUGAUUAUCAUAUUUAUUGUGAGCCUUAACUCUAGUAUUACUACUACUUCCACCUUUCAUCAUCACUCUUUCAGUCCAAUGGGGUGGUCUUUCUCAAUUUCCGUUUUGCUGUUUCUUACCUUUCUCAUUCAGAUACAUGGAAGAGGCUUUGCAGAGAAUUAUGGUUGUAAUUUGUUCCAAGGAAGUUGGGUUUAUGAUGAAUCAUACCCUCUUUAUGCAACCUCACAGUGUCCCUUUAUAGAGAAAGAAUUUGAUUGUCAAAACAAUGGCAGACCGGAUAAGUUCUAUCUCAAAUAUAGAUGGCAGCCAGCAGGCUGCAACUUAACAAGAUUCAACGGUGAAGAUUUCUUAAGAAGACAUAGAGGGAGGAGUCUCAUGUUUGUGGGGGAUUCUUUGAGUUUGAAUCAAUGGCAAUCACUCACUUGCAUGCUUCACAUAGCUGUGCCACUAGCCCCUUACAACUUAGUGAGGAAUGGAGAUCUCUCCAUUUUCACGUUUCCGACCUAUGGUGUUAAGGUGAUGUUCUCACGCAAUGCAUUUCUUGUGGACAUAGUUAGUGAGAGUAUUGGUCGAGUACUGAAACUAGAUUCAAUUCAAGCUGGCCAAACGUGGAAAGGAAUAGAUAUAUUGAUAUUUGACUCUUGGCAUUGGUGGCUUCACACAGGAAGAAAACAACCAUGGGAUUUGAUUCAAGUAGGAAAUCGUACUGUUAGAGACAUGAAUCGCUUGGUUGCAUACGAGAUAGCGCUGAAUACAUGGGCCAAAUGGAUUGAUUAUAAUAUUGACCCUACCAGAACAAGGGUUUUAUUCCAAGGAGUGUCUCCAGAUCAUCAAAAUCCAGCGCAAUGGGGUGAGCCAAGAGCAAACUUUUGUGCAGGGCAAACUAAGCCAAUAUCGGGAUUAAGGUAUCCUGGAGGACCAAACCCAGCAGAGGUGGUAUUAGAGAAAGUGCUAAAGGCCAUGCAAAAGCCUGUGUAUUUGCUGGACAUUACAACCCUAUCCCAGCUAAGGAUAGAUGGCCACCCUUCUGUUUAUGGACAUGGUGGGCAUUUGGACAUGGAUUGCAGCCACUGGUGCCUUGCUGGUGUUCCUGAUACUUGGAAUGAGCUUCUAUAUGUUAGUCUCUUUCAAAAUUAAGAUCCUAUUCUUAAUGUUAUUGCUGAUUAUAAAUAAAAUGUGUCCCAAGAAAAUAUAUUUCUCAAAUUAAUUCAGACAAUAAAAUACAGCAAGAUAUGUAUAGGUCUAUCAAAUAAGGUGUUUCAUCUCUUAUCUUAUAUUGGUAGUAUUAAUUGGGAUUUUAA
This is a messenger RNA of Glycine soja, 1389 nucleotides long. Its product is annotated as protein trichome birefringence-like 43. Gene Ontology annotation, molecular function: O-acetyltransferase activity. The transcript is spliced from 5 exons. The coding region runs from base 167 to 1225 and encodes 352 amino acids. NCBI's taxonomy places the organism in Eukaryota, Viridiplantae, Streptophyta, Magnoliopsida, Fabales, Fabaceae. The record is from RefSeq and is a predicted model, not a curated record. Gene Ontology annotation, cellular component: Golgi apparatus.